CGGCCCAAGAUGGCAGCGGCGGUGCGCGCCUCGCUCCGGCUGUCGGCGGCCGUUGGCGGGGGAAGCCGGCUGGGCAGCGCCGAGGCCCGGGGGAGGCUGCUGGCGCUGCGCGUGGCGCGCUGGCUGAGCGCGGGCCCCGCCUGGCCCCCCGCGACCCGGCGGCUCGGAGGAGGCUCCGGAGUGAAACAUCAUCCUCUUGCCUGCGCUGCCUCAUUUCAUACCAGCCCCGCAAGCUGUGCCAAAGAGGACUAUUACCAGAUCCUGGGGGUGCCUCGAAACGCCAGCCAGAAGGAGAUCAAGAAGGCCUAUUACCAGCUUGCCAAGAAAUACCACCCUGACACGAACAAAGAUGACCCUAAAGCGAAGGAGAAGUUCUCGCAACUGGCUGAAGCCUAUGAGGUCUUGGGCGAUGAAGUGAAACGGAAACAGUUUGAUACUUACGGGACAGCCGGUUUCAAUGCAAGCUCAGCAGGAUCCGGGCAACAGUAUUGGCGUGGCGGCCCUUCUGUGGAUCCAGAGGAGCUGUUCAGGAAGAUCUUUGGGGAGUUUUCAGGGUCCCCUUUUGGAGACUUCCACACUGCCUUUGACCAGCCCCAGGAAUAUAUCAUGGAACUGACAUUCAACCAGGCCGCCAAGGGCGUCAACAAGGAGAUUCAAGUGAACAUCAACGACACCUGCCAGCGCUGUGAUGGCAAAGGGCACGAGCCGGGCACCAAAGUGCAGCACUGCCACUACUGCAACGGCACUGGCAUGGAGACGAUCAACACGGGUCCCUUUGUCAUGCGUUCGACGUGCCGGCGAUGUGGCGGACGUGGCUCAGUUAUGACGACCCCCUGUGUGAUGUGUCGCGGCUCUGGGCAGACCAAGCAGAAGAAGGUGGUGAUGGUCCCAGUUCCCGCAGGUGUGGAGGAUGGACAGACGGUUCGGAUGCCUGUUGGAAAAAGGGAAAUCUUCAUUACCUUCCGGGUUCAGAAGAGCUCUACGUUCCGGAGGGACGGUGCAGACAUUCACUCGGACCUCUAUGUCUCCAUAGCACAAGCUGUCCUUGGCGGCACAGCCAGGUCUCCUGGUCUGUACGAGACAAUCAGCAUUGCGAUCCCCCCAGGCAUUCAAGCUGACCAGAAGAUUCGGAUGAGUGGGAAAGGCAUUCCCAGGGUUAACAGUUACGGUUACGGCGACCACUAUAUUCACAUAAAGAUCAAAGUUCCCAAGAGGCUGACAGACCGCCAGCGAGCCUUGAUGCAGAGCUAUGCAGAAGACGAAACCGAAGUGGAAGGGACCGUGAAUGGCGUCACCAAUACAGCCACUGGUGGCAGGGGGACGACUAGAUCGGGGGCAGGCGAGGAGAGGCCUGAGGCCCAGGGGGACGACAAAGAGGGAUUCCUAGCUAAACUUAAGAAAAUGUUUAGCUCCUGAUUUGCCCUGCCAGAGGGAAAUGUUCUGCUGGAAACUAGGAUGAUGUGUGGCAGCGGUCGAGCGGCUGUGUCGUCCUUCUUGGGGGUGAAGCGAUCACAGGAGCCUGGCAAGAAGAAUUCUAGACAGACACGCUGGAACUUGCUUGGCAGGACGUCUGCGCAGGUGGAAGGCUUUCGCCUCUGGAAGCAGGACUUGGGAGGGGUGGCCUCUGCCAUGUCGCCUACGGGAGCUGCAGAAGGUUCCAGGUUCCCUGGAGAGGACAAGACCCUCCUCCUUUUCCAGACAGAUGCAGACCACCGAGUGGGAACCUGGACAGCAAAAACCAGCCAUCCGUCUAGUUUGGCAAACAGUCCUGCUCUCCCGAGAUGUUGACAAGCCCCGCAGAGAGCUCCUGAGAUCACCCGCCCGCUCCCAAAAGCGGAGAGGCAGUGGAGAGCCCACGAGUUCCCUGUACCCCUAGUUCUUUUGGCCGCCAGGGGAAUUUGGCUUCUGGGUUUUGUGGCACAACCUGGCCUCAGGAGGGCAGCUUCUUUUGACUCCAGCAGCUGUAAGUAAACAGCUGGGGAUUCCUCCAUUGCAACUGGGAAGGCAGGGAGAUCUGUUGCGUCUCUCGUGUAGGUCUGAAAUGCAUCUGAAUUAGUUGCCCCUUUGUGCUCCUGCUAGCUUGUGGGGUUGCAGCGUGGGGUGCUGGGGGGGGCAGCUCCUUCGUGCAGCAACAUUGUUUUUUUGUAGGAAAGCAGUAGUCAAAUACAACAACGCGCCUCUUCCCAUUUACCUGCACUCAGGAGGCGUUUUCCAUAGAACUUGCUGCGUGUGAAGCAUCCCUCUGCACUUCUGGUCCAAGAGGACGGUUGGUGGGGGAAGCGAGAGCAGAAUGUGCCCCGUUGGCCUCUGAAAGAGCUGGCUAUGAGGUUGGGCACAGCUGAGCCACAAAGCAACCAGCACUGCUGGGGGUGUGAAGGUGGCUGCUGUUACUUAUUUGGCCGCUUUAAGAUUCCUACCCCCCCCCCGCCGCCAUUAAAUCCACCCGGACUGGAGCUCUCUCCCUUCACUUGCCAACAGACGGCAUGUCCAGCCUCCUGAGCCAUUUGGCCUGCAAGGUGAUUCUGUAUCAAAUGUAAAAUACACUCUAUAAAAAAGA
This is a messenger RNA of Zootoca vivipara (common lizard), 2557 nucleotides long. RefSeq names its product DnaJ heat shock protein family (Hsp40) member A3 (gene DNAJA3). Gene Ontology annotation, cellular component: mitochondrion. Gene Ontology annotation, biological process: response to heat; negative regulation of apoptotic process; protein folding. NCBI's taxonomy places the organism in Eukaryota, Metazoa, Chordata, Lepidosauria, Squamata, Lacertidae. The record is from RefSeq and is a predicted model, not a curated record. Gene Ontology annotation, molecular function: protein kinase binding; heat shock protein binding; ATP binding.